AGCUUGAAGCCGCAGCUGAACUUCUCCGUUAGUUUCUAUCUGGACCAUCUCUGGGUAGAGUGGUACCUGCUGGACCCGGUCCAGAACCUUUCCUCAUUCUAACUGAACUGAGAUAGAAACCUCCUCAACCCGGUCCGAAGGUCCACGUCUCGGCAGCAGAACCCUGGUACCGGUCCGGAGGUCCACGUCCCGGCAGCAGAAAUUCGGUUCAGUGAGUUUGAAUUCGCUGCAGGCUGUUUAAUCAAGUUGGAGGAGCGACUCGUCGGGUCAGAGAAGAUGCUACGAUCGGCUGCAGGUCUCAGAACCAGAACAUCCCCUCCUCUCAUAGCAGCCACGUUUCUGCUCUGGCUGCUGAGUCUGCAGCCUUCAGAGUCCAGAACCGGCCCAGAAUCCAGGACCUGGAGCCAGACCGGGCCGCGGCUUCAGCUCUCUCACUCAGAUGUGAGGAACGGCUCAGCGGUCUACUGGGGCGCCGGUGUUGGCGGGGGCUACCAGGUCCUGCUGCUGGACGAGGACAGAGGAUGGCUGCUGGUUGGAGGGAAAGACCACAUUUACCUGCUGAACUCGGACAACCUGGACCAGCCCGUCCACAAGAUCCACUGGCCUGCAGCUCGAGAACAUGUGGAGCACUGCAGGCUGGCAGGCAAGAGCCUGGAGAGAGAUUGUGCCAACUUUGUCCGCGUGCUGCAGCCUUUCAAUAAGACUCAUGUUUACGUCUGUGGCACCGGCGCCUUCAAUCCACAGUGUACUUACCUGCAGCUCAGCCAGAACCCAGAGGAGCCGUGGUUCAGGUUGUCCCACGCCGUCGAGUCAGGACGAGGAAAGUGUCCCUUCAGUCCCAGAGAGCCGUUCGCUGCCAGGCUGACUGAUGGUGAACUUUAUGCAGGAACCUCAGUCGACUUCAUGGGCGCCAACGCGGCGAUCUUCCGCACCUCGGUUCAGGGCAGCGGUCAGCAUUACAUCCGCACCGAGGCCUACGAUCACAACUGGCUCAACGAGCCGGACUUUGUGGGCUCCUUCUCCAUCCCUGACACUCACAGUCCAGACGACGAUAAAGUUUACUUCUUCUUUAAGGAGAAGGCGGUGGAGGCCGGCCAGUGGGACCAGAGGGUCUACAGCCGGGUGGCUCGGGUCUGCAAGAAUGACGUUGGUGGGAAGAGGAGUCUGAUCAACCGCUGGACCACCUUCCUGAAAGCCCGAUUAGUCUGCUCUGUUCCCGGCCCGUCGGGAGUCGACACUCACUUCGAUGAGCUCGAGGACAUCUUUGUUCUGGAAACCAAGGAUCCUCAGAACCCGACCGUCUACGGCGUCUUCACCACCUCCAGCUCCAUCUUCCAGGGCUCGGCUGUGUGCGUUUUCUCCAUGGCGUCCAUCCGCGCCGCCUUCAACGGACCGUUUGCCCACAGAGAAGGACCCGACUACCGCUGGGUUGAGUACAAGGGCCGCAUUCCGUACCCCAGACCCGGAACGUGUCCCAGUGAGACGUACGACGUGCUGCACAAGUCCACCAAGGACUUCCCAGAUGAGGUGGUGAGCUUCAUGCGGCAGCACCAGCUGAUGUGGGACCCCGUCCUGCCUCUGGGCGGCCGACCCGUCCUGACCCGGGUCAACUCGCCGUACCUGCUGAAGAGGGUCGUUGUGGACAGAGUGGAGGCUCAGGACGGACCGUACGACGUCUUACACCUGGGGACAGACGAUGGGAAGGUGGUGAAGGCUGUGUCAGUCAUCAAAGACAACUGGGAAACAGAGGAGGUCAUUCUGGAGGAGCUCACCGUGUUCCAGAUUCCGACUCCUAUCCUGAGCAUGCAGCUGUCGACUAAACGGGAGCAGCUGUACGUGUCCAGUGAGCUCGGCCUGGUCCAGUUGGGGCUGCAGAGGUGUGAGCUCUACGGGUCCGACUGCGCCGAGUGCUGCCUGGCCAGAGACCCGUACUGCUCCUGGGACGGGCAGAACUGCUCCAGAUACUUCCCCACCAGCAGGAGACGAGCUCGCAGACAGGAUGUGAAGUAUGGAGACCCCUGGAGUCAGUGUCCAGUCACUGAGGAAGACUCCGACUCGGUGGAGGUGAAGGUGGUGUAUGGGGUGGAGGGAAACUCCACGUUCCUGGAGUGUGUUCCUCGGUCGCUGCAGGCUGAGCUCCGCUGGACGGUGCAGCGCUCAGAGAGUCAGCAGAAAGCUGUUAGUCAGCUCCCUCUCAGUGAUGACGACCGCUUCCUGAGCAUGAAGCGAGGGUUGCUGGUUCUACGCCUGGAAAUGACUGACGCCGGCCUAUACACCUGCACCAGUCAGGACCACUCCUACAGCCAGGUCCUGGGCCGGUACAGACUCCACAUCAUCCCCAACCGCAGUCUGCACCCGGCCCGCUACCUGCAGAACCUCAGUCCCAACCCGCCGGACCUCCUGAGCCAGGUGAGGACCGGCCCGACCGGGUUUCUGGGUCAGCCUGAGGCCGCUCCUCUGCCGCCGCACAGGAACUCAUGGCUUCCUCCUCUGAAGAGCUACAAAGACCUGCAGAACAUUCAGCGUCUGGACGAGUACUGCGAGAAACUGUGGUACCGGGAGAAACGCAAGCAGCAGAAACUCCUGAAGCUGAAACAGGAGAACCGGAAGGCUCGGGUCAGGAGGAACAACCCGCCUGAAGUCCCUCUUUAGUCCGCCAGACGACUCAGACUUUUGAAGGACAACAGAUCCUGCAUGGAGACAGGAAGUACUGCAACGUCAGCUGCUCCACAGAAUUAUUCAGCCUUCAGAUAUUAAAAAGGGAUUUGAUGCAUCAGGUCUGACUUCCUUAAACCCCA
Molecule: messenger RNA, 2798 nt
Organism: Gambusia affinis (western mosquitofish)
Lineage: Eukaryota; Metazoa; Chordata; Actinopteri; Cyprinodontiformes; Poeciliidae
Product: semaphorin-3D
Exons: 18
Coding region: 277-2652 (791 amino acids)
Biological process (GO): axon guidance; semaphorin-plexin signaling pathway; neural crest cell migration
Molecular function (GO): chemorepellent activity; semaphorin receptor binding
Source: RefSeq, a predicted model, not a curated record